UCGCACAACACACACUCACAGAUCAAAUGUCGUUAUAGCGAAACAGAGCUAAUUGGCUGGAUACUUCAGAACUUCAAAGCUGGAAAAGUGGCAUUGUACAUAUUCAGGCCAGAUUUUAUUAUUAUACCAACUCCCGCUAUGGAACGUAAAUAUACAAUAACACAUAUUCUAAUUGAAUAGGGUUGAAUUUCAAAGGCAAUUAGAACGUGUAGAAUGAACGUGUACUUUAGAUAUAGCUUUUUCAGCUACAAUUCGUAUGAAAGAAAGGUUUCAAACGGUUCAUUUGCACACAGCGAACAAACCAAACAUACAUGAAUGAAAAGAAAACAAUAACAAGCAUCGGAGGUAAUCACAGUGCAAAUACGGCAAUGUUCGGCUAAAUGCUGUGGCCAGAGCACGGCGGCGAGUCAAAUAGUCGAGUCUCUUUAUGCAGGUGAAGUGAAACUCACACUUCUCAUUUGCAUACACACUAAUUUAAGUAUUAUUUCCAAAGACCACGAUACCAACACAAUAGCCAAAAGACAAGCACUGGUCAGGCCAGGUCAUUAGUUACAAAUUACUAAGUAACUGUUACAGUAGAGGUAUAUAAGCCGGGCGCGGUGUAGCGGCGGACAUUGUGUGCACAGCUCCGAUACAACUCCAACAAUGAAGUCCAUGGUUAUUGUCGCAGUGCUGGCCUUCCUGGCGGUCGCCAGCGCCAAGCCUUUCCUCGGCGAGUUGGGAGCUGGUCUUGGCGAAGUAGGAGCUGGCCUUGGAGCCGGCCUUGGUAACAUCGGAGCUGGACUUGGUGUCGGGAUCGGAGCCGGACUUGAAGGGCUCGGUCUGGGAGGUGGCCUUGGUGGGCUCGGCGGGGGUAUUGGACUGGGCGGGCUCGGCGGCGGCCUAGGCCUAGGGGUGGGUGAAAGCUACGGAUCAGGCGGCGGUUACGGCCAAUCCGGCUACGCUGGUGGUAGCAACGGCUACGGCAACAGCGGUUACGGUGGAGGUGCUGUGAACGUGGGCCAUGACAUCGGUCACCAGGAGAGCGACUUCAGUCAGGAGGUUCACCACCACGAGUCGUCUGGUCACGAUGUCGGAGGAGCCAUGGAGGUCGGCCAAGGAGGACACAACCUGUAUGGACACAACAACUACGGCGCUGGACAAUCAGGUUACGGCCAGAACUACAACCAAGGCGGAUUUUUAGCGUAAAUAUGUACAUUUUAAUAGGUACUAUACCAAUAAACAUUUUGCAUCACUUCA
Messenger RNA from Spodoptera frugiperda (fall armyworm), 1239 nucleotides. RefSeq lists its product as uncharacterized. Bases 646 to 1188 code for a protein of 180 amino acids. The transcript is spliced from 5 exons. NCBI's taxonomy places the organism in Eukaryota, Metazoa, Arthropoda, Insecta, Lepidoptera, Noctuidae. The record is from RefSeq and is a predicted model, not a curated record.